GGCCCUGGCCGCCGCGGGGACCGGCCCGGCACCGCGCUCAACUUCCACUUCUCCUUUCGCCGGCGCCGAGCUCCGGCGCCACUUGCCCAGCCCAGCUUCCGAGGGGAGAAGGUGGGCUGGAGAGGCUGGGGGGGGGACCGGCGUCUCGGCCCCAGGAACGGGGACUCGACCACGGUGACCGAGCCUGACCCAGCUACCAGGGGUGGCCCAUAAGCCACUCGGCCUCAGCCGUGAACUGACCUUCAGAGCCUGGAUGAUUGUUCAGCAAAUGCAUGUCACAUAAAAGACCAGGUUGCUCCUGGUUGGCCCAGCCCAGUAUGCAGCCUUGAGGCUGCUGGAGGCCACCACCCACACCAGCUCUCUACGUGGCUGGAGGAGGCAGUAAGCAUCUCUUCACCAAGAAAGCACUGCAGCUCCAGAGAGCUUGGGAAUCCUGCUGUCAGCUCUUGGAGCAGACAGUAUGGCUAUUACCCUGCAGCCCAGUGACCUGAUCUUUGAGUUUGCAAGCAACGGAAUGGAUGACAUCCACCAGCUGGAAGACCCUUCGGUGUUCCCAGCUGUGAUCGUGGAGCAGGUACCCUACCCCGAAUUACUGCAUCUGUACUCAGGACUGGAGCUGGACGACGUUCCCAACGGCAUCAUAACAGACGGGACCUUGUGCAUGAGGCAGGACCAGAUCCUGGAGGGCAGUUUUUUGCUGGCAGAUGACAAUGAGGCCACCUCACACACCAUGGCAACCACUGAAGUCUUACUCAAUGUGGAAUCUCCCAACAACAUCCUGGAUGAGAAGCAGAUAUUCAGCACCUCCGAAAUGCUUCCGGAGUCAGACCCUGCUCCAGCUGUGACUCUACCCAACUACCUGUUCCCUACCUCUGAGCCCAAUGCCCAGAACGCAGGUGAUGCUGGUGAGCAGGAAGAGCAGUCUCUGGAGGAGAGGGUCCUCAGAGAGGAAAGUGGCAAGAAGACUGGAAAAUCAAAGAAGAGAAUCCGGAAGACAAAGGGCAACCGAAGCACCUCACCUGUCACUGACCCUAGCAUCCCCAUCCGGAAGAAGUCGAAGGAUGGCAAAGGCAGCACCAUCUACCUGUGGGAGUUCCUCCUGGCGCUCCUGCAAGACAGAAACACUUGUCCCAAGUACAUCAAGUGGACCCAGCGAGAGAAAGGCAUCUUCAAGCUGGUGGACUCCAAAGCUGUGUCCAAGCUGUGGGGAAAGCAGAAAAACAAGCCUGACAUGAACUAUGAGACAAUGGGGCGGGCACUAAGAUACUACUACCAAAGAGGCAUCCUGGCCAAAGUGGAAGGGCAGAGGCUGGUGUACCAGUUUAAGGAGAUGCCCAAGGACCUGGUCGUGAUUGAAGAUGAGGAGGAGAAAAGUGAGGCCCCAGCAGCAGCCCCUCAGGCCUCCACGUCCUCCACGAGCUCCACCCGCCGAGCCAGUUCCAGGGUGUCAUCCAGGGCUGUCCCCCAGGGCAAGGGUGGCCCUUCCUGGGAGAAGCCAAAGAUGCAGCACAUUGGCCUACAGCCAUCUUCGAGCCUAGAAUUGGGACUGUCUCUGAAUGAGGAGAGCCCCACUACCUCCACCAUGCUUGUCUCCCCAGCAGACGGCCAGGCCAAGCUCACCAAAGCCGGGAGUCCUUCUUCGGUGCCCAGCAACAUCCACCUAGGAGUAGCCUCCAUGGGGUCGGGCUCGGCCGUGACCCUGCAGACCAUCCCACUGACUACAGUGCUGACCAACGGGCCUCCUGCCAGUACUACUGCUUCCACUCAGCUCGUUCUGCAGAGCAUCCCACCCUCGUCGGCAACCUUCAAGGACACCUUCACUCUGCAGGCCUCCUUCCCCUUGAACACUAGUUUCCAAGAGAACCAGGUGGCCGCACCAGGGGCCCCGCUGAUUCUCAGUGGCCUCCCCCAGCUUCUGGCUGGGGCCAACCGUCCAACCAACCCAGCACCACCCUCUGUCACGGCUGCUGGACCAGCAGGGCCCAGCUCUCAGCCCCCUGGGACUGUCAUUGCUGCCUUCAUCAGGACUUCCGCCUCCACAGCAGCCCCUGGGGUCAAGGAGGGGCCGCUGAGGUCCUCCUCAUAUGUGCAGGGCAUGGUGACUGGGGCCCCCAUGGAGGGGCUGCUGGUUCCUGAAGAGACCCUGAGGGAGCUCCUGAGAGAUCAGGCUCAUCUUCAGCCACUUCCAACCCAAGUGGUUUCAAGGGGUUCCCACACUCCAAGCCUUAUGGGAAACCAGACUUUCUCUCCCCCUAGCCGCCCCACUGUUGGGCUGACCCCAGUGGCUGAACUUGAGCUCUCCUCAGGCUCAGGGUCCCUGUUAAUGGCUGAGCCUAGUGUGACCUCAUCUGGGAGCGUGCUGACCAGAUCCCCAACCCCAGCCCCCUUCUCUCCAUUCAAUCCCACUUCCCUCAUUAAGAUGGAGCCCCAUGACAUAUAAACGAAGGAGGUCCGAAGUAUGACUCAUGAGGGGAAGCUGAGCAGCAGCUUUACACGGACUGACUUACGUAGCGUACCUGCCCUUAUGUUUCCAGGGAAUUCAAUACACCCGAUCCUCAGCCCUCCAGGCUUGCCUGCCACCACCAUGGCCAAGCUCUGUCCUGUUUGAGCAUCCCUGGUAUCAGACCGUGGCCUGCAGGAGCACAAGAGGAUGUGCUCUCACCAGGAUAAUGGGCUGGCUUAGUGAUGGAGGGAAAACUGGAGCCAGGGAGAAGCUUGUGGCCGCAACUGGCACAGGAACUUCGUGAGAAGAGUCGGGCCUGGCUGCAUCUCGCCAUCCGCAUUCCCUGUGUAGGGGAAUUUACUAUCCCAUAUGUGAAUAACUCUGUAUGUAUCUGUGUGUGUACUUCUGGGUCUCUAUCUUCCUUUUCGGGGGGAGGACUGAGGUGUAGCUAUGUGGUCUUGUCUUCAAGGAUGUGUGUUAUGUCCUUCUGUGGGUCAGCCACAGAGAUGGGCAUCUUUUCAAAGGGAAUACAUCCUCUGGUGCCCACGACUCAAUGGCUCUGAGACUAUGGGGUACAGAUUUAAUUCCCAGAUCUAGAGAUGUCACCAAGCUGGAACAGGUCCAGGCAGGAGAGCUUCAAUGGGAACAAUAAGGCUAAAGCCACAAAGGAAGGGGAGAGAAGAGAACUCAGCCCCAGGAGCAACCCCCACAGGCUAGACCAAUGUGCUCUUCCUGGAGUUUGCCUCAUUGCUCGCCACUGUCCCCAUGCCAGCAGGCUGGGACCUUGGCCACCCUAGAGUGCUAUGCUGGAGAAGUAGUCAGGGCAGAGCAGCCCUCUAGUCAGCCCCAGACAUGAAGUCCCCAGUCAGGGCUGAGUUAAUAUUGAAUAUCUGUGCCUGGGUCUUCGGCUGUUUGUGCAACAGCAGCCCCGUGCCAGGCAACAGUUUCAGCUGGCACACUGCCCUGUGCACCCUGCCCUGGGUCACCUGGUCAUUACUUCUCCCCUGAGAUUUUCCAGCUGCCAGAUGUUGCUAGGGGCAGUGGGCAGUGACCCAGGUGGGGUCUGCCACCUCGUCCCUGCUGUCCAGCCUGGCUUCUCACCUCAGAGGUGUGCCAGCCUCUCCUCAUUUCCGAUUCUCACACCUAAUCGCCGCCCCUUCUUCACCAAGAAGGCAGGAGCCAGCUGACAUGAGUUCCCAGGGCUUCACUCCAUCUCCACAUGGCUCCUCGCUUCCCUUUUGGCUUUCUGGGGAAGGGUCAGCCUGUUCUCUCUCCAAAUCAGCCCCUCAGCUGAGGGACUGCGUCCCCCUCACCCCUCUCCCACUAAAACUGGGGGUAAAGCUAAGAAACAUUGGGCUUGUGAGCAACUUUACUCUCUGGUGAAUUUGGUUAAUGUGAAUCAGUGCCUCAGGACCUUUGCUUCAUUCUUGGCACAAAACCACCCACUUGGCCUAACUACCUCCCCUGGCUGCCCUUUUUUCCUCCUUUUGUGGGCAUCAUUCUCUCUCUCUCUUCCCUCUCCUUCCCUGGAGAGGGACCAUGUAUGGCCAUGCAGGUGCAUUUACAACAGUUCCCAGCAGUUGGCACUGAAGUGCCUUUUCUAAUAAAAUCGGCUUAUUAUGACAAUUUUCUGAUGGUUGAAAGUAAGCAUCUUGAGAUAGGAUCCCUUUUAAAAAAAGAAAAUGGCACAAAGGCAUGGCAUGGGUUGAGAGUGGCCCUGCCCCUGUCUGAAAUCUGUUUUCCGCCACUGCCAACUCCACAGACACCUGUCAUUCCAGGGACAUCAGAAUCCUCACAGUGAAACCACGUGUCUCUUCAACAGUCUGAGCGCACACUAGCUGGGCCCUCCUCGCCAUCAUCCUUUCUCUGCACCUGGGCUGGCUCCUCAUCUGCUACUUGAGACAUGGGCGUUUCCCAAGGGUCUCAUCAUUCUCACCAGCUGGCUCUUCUGGAUGAGUCUUAAAUCUUCGGCUCCAGCGCUGUUUUCCUUCUACACCCCAGGCUUGUCUAGUAAGCUGCCAGACAAUUCCACGUAAAUGUCUGUCAGCCCCUCUAUCAAAUGAGGAUCUUUAAAUUCUUUCUACACGCACAAAAACAAAACCCAAGGAAAAGGCCACCAGGACUUGUCUAUUUCGGUUAAUGGUACCACAUCUUCCUGCCCUCCUAAGCCUGAACUUCAGAGCUACGCGAUUGCUGCCUUCACGGGGCCCUGCCCCCUCUCCCUUCUCCUACAGCUCAGUGCAGUUACAGUGUCCCACAAUUUGGCCUGUCUCACACAUCCUCACAUCCCUCUAGCCUGGCUAUAUUAUCCAGAGCCGCCCCUCCCUGGACACAUCAGUGCCCCACCCAGUGUGACCAGACACCCUCUCCAAUUUGCCGUAGCACCAACCCUGUCAUUCUGCCUUCAGUGACUCCUGGCCUACAUGUAGGGUGACACUUGAAGUACCUCUCCUUUCCACUCCUUCCUAGAGGCUUGUCAAUAAUCCUUCAGUUUCAGGACCAUGGGACAGUCCAGGGGACGUGUGGGAAGGACGGGAGAGCACUUGCAGACUUCAGGGCAGUAACUGCAGAAGUACUUUUAAGUUUGGGCAUCAGUUCCACCCUCAGACAAAGUCCAAGUCCUUGGCCCUUCACCAUAAGUCCUGUCAGACUUCCCAGCCACCACACACUGCACCCGCCUCCGCCCCAGUGUCCUGCCCCAAACUAACUGCUUGGCACUUGCCUCUGUUCAAAAUGUCCUGACUCUGCUUUUCCUUUACUGGGUUCUUCACAGUGUGACUGCUCUUCCUGUUCCCCUCAUACCAACAAAUUGUGUCUGUCCUCAAGACUCAAUUCAUGGAAGCUGCCUCCCCAAAGCAGCCUAUCCUUAAGUGAGCUCUUUAUUCUAAACUCAUUACAAUAUUGCUCUUUGAGCAACUCAUCACGAAUAGCCUGUGACAUCUCCUCUAUUGUAUUCCUGAACUGUUACUCAAGGCUUCAAUGAUCUGCACCUAUUUAGACAGCCCAGUCAGUGUGUUACCUCCUGAGGGCCAGAGGGGACCGGAUCCGCCAUGGGACAGGCACACUAUGAAGCAGAUGAGCAUCAGUGAACAGUUACUGAUCGUCUGGUGGGAGAUGGGGACCAAACUUUAAGGUAGGUGACCUCUGACCUCCCCUCUGCACAGGCACGCAUUUACCCUCCCUGGCUCAGUACCCUCACGGUACCCGUGCCCACUUAGCACCCAAUAUUUGUUACUACUCCCAACAUCCUCUGCCCCUCAAGAAACUUCCCUGUCCAGUUUCUUCCCUACUCAAAGUGUUAAUGUAGCUAAUCUGAUAAACUAACCUGUGCUGAUACAGUUAUGGGAGUGAGAAGAGAACCAAAGGAGAUGGGUUUUUUUUUUAGCCAUGUGGCAACACCCCUGCCUUUGUGAUGCUUUCAGAGUCAGGAGUUGAGUGGUAGUCCUUACCUCCCAGCAGCUGAUGUGUUCCUCCCUCCUGGGCUCCCACGACACUUGUAUAUACCUCUUAUUGAGGCAAUAGCACACUGUAGCUCCUUAAUUAUGUGUUUAUGUAUGUUUCCCCUCCAAUAGGCUGUGAGCUCCUCAAGGACAGGGACUGUGUGUCAGUCACUGUUAUAUCCACAGCGCCUAGCACAGUGCCUGGCACACAGUAGGUGCUCAAUAAAUGUUUAUUGAAAGGAUGAACGAGUCCUGAGUCCCAUUAUGGAGACUUCUGCUCUAUACUCUGGAAGGCAAGAGGAGAGGAAAGAUAAUCCAUACUUGGGAACUUCACAGCUUUUUAACUCGUCUAACACUGCUGGUAGCUGCUUCCUUUGCCCAUGUCUAUAGCUGUCUCUGCACAACAGGCCCACAAGGAUCCCAAGGAGUUUCCAGCUACGCCUCGCUGUCACCAGGUGCCACAGAUGAUGCCCAAACUGCCUGUUGGUCACUGCCUCCUUCCUCACCACCAUUUCCUCAUCCCAGGGUGGGACUGAGGGAUGGAAAUGUCAGCCCUGUCGGGGGGGGGGGGGGAAGAAGUUAUUCUGACGGUCACAAGCCUUCUGAUCCCAUCACCUAUUAUAGAAGAGGCAGUUACCUCCAGCUCCAAAGCCGCUGGGCCUGGAGGGAGUGAGCUCAUUCACCUCCGGGCGCCUGGCAGCCUUCGAGAUCGCCUCUGCCCUGGCGCGCUGGAUGUGGAAGCCGAUGUGCAGCAGGUGGCGCUGUGGAGCCGGUGAUGGCCAGCAGAGCCCGAGAGGUGGUCAGGGCGGAGCCUACCGCUUCCAGGAGAGACAGCCGCUGCAGACGUCUUGCUGUGCCUCGGUCAGGUCCCAGCGCCCCCAACUAUUCCUGGGUGACUCUGGCCCCACCAACAACCUUCACUGCUCUGGAGCUUCGAACUUUCACCUCGGCCCCUGCCCACUUUCCAGGGGGAAUUAUCAAACCAUUGUAUGGCCCCUCCCCAUUGGUAGCCGGCCUCUGGCCCCGCCCUCUGGCCCCCUCCCCCAGCCUCGCGGACCAGCAGGUGAGCACGCGGCCCGCCAGGCCUCCAGCGCUGCCCGCCCAGGGCCCUGAGGCUGCAGAGCUCCCGCUGCGGCCGCCGCCGCCCCUCCUCAGAGGCCAGGUCUGGUCCAGCCAGCCUGCCUUUUGCUACACUUUCACACACCGCUGCUUUCUACCUUGAAAUCGGAGAACAAUCCAGGCGCCCGCGACAUCCAGACAUCCACUCGCCAGCGGAGGUCCUGGACCGCCCAUGGCACAAGCAGCGCAAAGCAGUGGAGGCGUCCCACUGCUGUGGUGGCCAGUCACCCUCCCGGUGGCAGCCCCGGCCUGCUACUAGGUCUAGUAGGCCUGAACAUUUUGGAUCUCAGUGUGACAGAGAUGCCUUGGGUAGAUCCUACCCUUCCUCAAACACAAGACCAGACACAAUAAAAUGCCCAACAGACUUCCUUCCCAGUUAUUAGGUUAGAACAGUGGUGGCGAACCUAUGGCAUGGGUUCUGCAGCGGACACGCAGAGCCCCUCUGCACACAAGCCAAGUCACCCUGGAGUCACCCCAACCUCCAAACAUUCAAAUUUAAUUGCAGUGUUGGCACUUUGCAAUAAAUAAGUGGGCUUUGG
Molecule: messenger RNA, 7541 nt
Organism: Heterocephalus glaber (naked mole-rat)
Lineage: Eukaryota; Metazoa; Chordata; Mammalia; Rodentia; Bathyergidae
Gene: Elf4
Product: E74 like ETS transcription factor 4
Biological process (GO): cell differentiation; regulation of transcription by RNA polymerase II
Cellular component (GO): nucleus
Molecular function (GO): sequence-specific DNA binding; DNA-binding transcription factor activity, RNA polymerase II-specific
Source: RefSeq, a predicted model, not a curated record